Brassicogethes aeneus is the source of this 805-nucleotide messenger RNA. Lineage: Eukaryota; Metazoa; Arthropoda; Insecta; Coleoptera; Nitidulidae. The record is from the annotation of a GenBank genome assembly.
GCAAAAAUUGCUUCGAAACAAAGAAGAAUGUCCGACUACGAGCGUAUACGCUUGGUCACGUUAGGUGGCGCUGGAGUCGGAAAAAGCUGCAUCAUCAAAAGGUUUUUGAUGAACACUUACUGCGACAAGUACAGGAGCACCGUUGAGGAUCUUUAUAACAGGGAAUAUGAUGUGGGCCACACAACGCUCAAAGUCGACAUUCUGGAUACUUCCGGUGACAUGCAGUUUCCGGCGAUGAGAAAAUUGUGCAUAGCGACUGCGCAUGCCUUCCUUUUGGUCUAUGCAGUCACUUCAGCGCCAUCUUUCGAGUCUAUAAAACAAUGCUUUGAAGAAAUCAAGGAGCAACGGGCCGAUUUUCAAGAAAUUCCCAUCGUUUUUGCCGGUAACAAGCUGGAUUUGACUUCCACUCACAGAGAGAUUUCCAAAGAGGAUGUUUCUGAGUGGGUGCAUUGUGAAUUGCCUAAACUAAGGGUAAAACUGUUCGAGUGCUCAGCUAAAGAUGAUAUUAACAUUAAGGAGAUAUUCCGUUCGUAUUUGACGUUGGCGAAGAUAUAUCCGCCAAACUUGGAGGACCCGACUGGUCUAAAGCGCCAAAGCAGCGCCUACGUGUCGGCCACCAAGGGGCGGCGACGGCUCGGCAACAGCGCCGUGGAAAAAAUGAAACCAACUGCAGGGUCAUCCGAAGAGACUGAAAGUAGUUCAAUUAAACCGCGGUCCAGAUCUUUGAUUCGCAGGGCAAGCAAGAAGACCAAACAGCAGAUGCGCAACGCGAACGACACCGACAAAUGUCAGAUCUCUUAAAUUA